Mollisia scopiformis is the source of this 687-nucleotide messenger RNA. RefSeq lists its product as uncharacterized. The transcript has 4 exons. NCBI's taxonomy places the organism in Eukaryota, Fungi, Ascomycota, Leotiomycetes, Helotiales, Mollisiaceae. The record is from RefSeq and is a predicted model, not a curated record. The coding region runs from base 1 to 687 and encodes 228 amino acids.
AUGAAUCCACUCAACUUUCUUGCUUGCCUUGCGGCCUUCCUCACCUUCACGGUCCUCUCCACUGCCAAUCCGUUGAACGUUCGUACCGGCGGCGUCCUCACUGUUGCCAAGGAUGGUCCUCCUGCUGGUUAUACAUUUGGCAAGUUGACUUAUCAUACUCACUGCCAUGCCCAAGUCAAGGCUCAAUACCCUGAGUUCCAGCUUCCCGUCCAUAAUGCCACCAAGUUCAAUGAGCUUAAGGCCGCUGCAACAAAGGCCCAUACCACUCUCGCUACUGCAUCCGGUGUUGACCGUCGAUCCCCUGUCUUCGGAGGUGAUGGCUGGCACGCAUACUGCAACCCAGUUCCAGGCCAACCUUGGCUCCUCGCCAACGAGAUGAACCUCGAUUACACUCUCUACUUCUGGCAAGGUGUUAUCAGCGAGUACUACACCAUCAAUGGCAUGACCUGUGCUCUGUGGGACUGCAACCUCGGAGCUGGAUGGACAGUUUGCAACGGUGGCGGUGAUACUCAAACACUCACUGAAGACUCGAUGACCUACUAUCCUUUCAUCCUCAUCAACAGCUGCGGAAGCUUUUUCAAGGACUUCAAGCCAGCCAAUGGCGGACAAAUCUUCUGGGAGUCUGCUAAUCUCAAUUACAUUGCUGCUGGCAACUGGAAUGGAUGCUGGGGUGAAACUUUCAUGUGA